Caenorhabditis sp. 36 PRJEB53466 is the source of this 1290-nucleotide messenger RNA. The record is from the annotation of a GenBank genome assembly. Lineage: Eukaryota; Metazoa; Nematoda; Chromadorea; Rhabditida; Rhabditidae.
AUGUUUCGCCGUCCAGACGAUGAGGAUGACGACUACAGCGGACGGAGAGUUGUAAAAGCUAAGCCAAUUGCUGAAAAAUACGCCAAGAAAUUGGGUUCAGAGUAUGCAACAGGAAAAGUAAGACUAAGAUCCAUUACCUCGUCUAUAAAUUGUUAAUCUUCAGACAUUCGUGACGAGCAGCUCGAAAACACAAAAUGAAUUCUACGGAAAUCAGCACGUGAACUCAGACGAAGGAAGAUCGUCUUCAAGAAGCGGAGGAGCUCCGUUCACAGACGACGAGAAAAACAAACUAUCCGCCAAGAUUCUGAAAGCCGAAAUGAAAGGAGACGCGGUUGGUAUCUUAAGAAAACGAUUGCUUUUCAUUAUUUUUGUUCAGGAUCUUGUCAAAAAACUAAAAAGGAAGCUCGAAUCAGGGAUGUCUGGAGAGGAAGAGCCUCCGAGGUCGAAAUCGAAAGAAAUUACGAUGAUGAGGAAGGACCGCGAGGGAAACAUUCUUCCGGCGAGCAGCAGAAGAUCCGAUUCUGACAGACAUGGGGAGGGCUCAUCAAGAAUGCGACGGGAGUACGAGAAGUCGCAGGACCUCGAUUCGAUGGUUCGUGAAGAGAAGACUGGAACUGCCGGGGACCAGCUUCGUCUCUUCGAGAGAUCUCUCAUUGUAGGUAAUUUAAACCUGUCCUUCUCUUAUUCCAAACUUUUUCAGAAAAGCUCGAAAAUCCGUCGUCAUGACGAUGAGAGCGUGGACGACAUUGCCGAGAUGCAGAAGGGAAAGAAAAAGUCUGACGAGAAAGACAGGAAGAAACGAGAAAAGGAGGCAAUAAAAGGUGAGCCCUGGAAAGAUCUGAAAAUGGAGAAUUCUGAAAGUUUAUUCUCAACGUUUGUCUCUCUUCUUUCUACUUUUGACCCGAUCUGUCUUCUCGUAUUGUACUAGUAUAUUUCCGGCAGAUAACGCGGUUUUUGAACUCGUCUCCUUCUUUCUCUACUUCUUCCUCUGCGGAGAAAUAAACAAAUCACCGUUUCAUUAUUUGUUGUUUCCCCACGUAGGCUUCGACGAAAAGAGCACCUCCCUAGUCCACCGGGGAAAAGUGUGAAGGGAAUUUCCUGGUGAGAAGGUGUCAUUGAUGACACUUGCCGGCGAACGAAACAAGUCUUUCUGCAUCUGGCGAAUCGAUCAAUUUCAUAUCAAUCUAGACGUUUCUCUAUUGGCUAUUUGCGGCCACAAUAUGUACAACACAUUUAGCUUCCUGGAAAGUGCACGUUCCGAUGACGUCACUGAUCGCGGUCUGGAUGUAA